Molecule: messenger RNA, 1836 nt
Organism: Fusarium musae
Lineage: Eukaryota; Fungi; Ascomycota; Sordariomycetes; Hypocreales; Nectriaceae
Exons: 2
Coding region: 1-1836 (611 amino acids)
Biological process (GO): aspartyl-tRNA aminoacylation
Cellular component (GO): cytoplasm; mitochondrion
Molecular function (GO): ATP binding; aspartate-tRNA ligase activity
Source: RefSeq, a predicted model, not a curated record
AUGUCUUCGAAGCUCUCGUUCGCCGAUCUCGUUCUACCAUCGGGAGAGGUCAUUCAGCUAUGCGCCGACUCAACGAAAUACCCUGAAGCAUCUGCACUCUUUCGAAGUAUUCGCGCAACAAGCCCCGUUGUCGUCAGCACCGAAAGCGAAGCGAGCCCAAGCCCAGACACCGAGAAGCAACCUUCCAAGCGAACCUUUUAUGUCAAAGACAUCCGACCUUUGAACGACGUACAGCAAAACCUCAUUGUAACACCCGACGUCAUAUUCCCCGACACCAAGCGCCACUACCAACUCCGCCAUCACCCAGAGCUCCUCGCAAGACUUCAAUUCCGAUCAUGGCUCAAAGCACAAUUGACAGCCGGUCUACAAGAGAAGGGCUUCACCGACAUCGAGACCCCAACACUAUUCAAGUCAACACCCGAAGGCGCACGAGAAUUCCUCGUACCGACCCGCCGACCCGGUUACGCAUACGCUCUCACACAGAGUCCCCAGCAGUACAAGCAGGUCCUCAUGGCGAGCGGUGUUUCGCGAUACAUGCAGUGGGCGCGCUGCUAUCGUGAUGAGGAUGCUCGUACGGAUCGGCAGCCUGAGUUCACACAGCUUGAUAUGGAGUGGGCGUUUGCGAAUGCGGAGGUGGUGAGGAGGGAUGUUACGGAUAUUGUGUUGCGGUCGCUGGAGGCUUUGAGGCCGGCGCAUAGCUACAAGGACAUCCGGGGAAGUCGUGUGCCUGUGAUUGCAGACAUUCCUGAAGGUUCUCGCCCGGAGAAUGAACCAGUUCAGCACAAGGUCACGACACUUACGUUCCAGGAGUGUAUUUCGAUGUACGGAACCGACAAGCCUGACUUGCGGCUCCCAGGAAGAAUCCACGCGAUACCGAACGAAAUGUGCGAACAGUUCGCCAGCAUGAUGACAUACCUCAAAGACCCCCUCAUCGAAGCCUUCCACAUCCCCGUCAAAGAUCUUGAGGACGACAUCCCACGACCCAAGCGCUUCACCGAAGAGUUCAUCGAAUCACUACCGAAACACCUUCGCGAGAACAAAGACGGCAUGCCAGUGAUCCUAGUCUGCGACUCCCGACAACCCCGCGGCGGCUUCUCUUCCCUCGGUGUAGAAUGUGAUGAAAUCGUCAACAUCGCAACAGGCGGAAAGGGGGUUCUAGAAGGUGACAUCCUCGUCUUCCAAGCCCGCGAGAAGCCAGAAGGUCAAUACUACCGCGCCUCCACAGCAAUAGGCGAAAUCCGCAACGAGCUGUACAAGAAACUUCUCGCCAACGGUCUAGUAGAAGACCUCCCCGCGCCCGGUACUCCUGAUUCAAUGCAAUUCGUCUGGGUAACCGACUUUCCCAUGUUCAAACCCACCGGCGAGGACAACGACCCAGGCCAAGAAGGCUCCGCCGGCAUCGCAGCAGCCCACCACCCCUUCACAGCCCCCAAAUCCAAGCACGAUCUCGAACUCCUCUUCACAGACCCGCUACAAGCCAAGAGCGCAGCAUACGAUCUCGUCCUCAACGGCGUAGAAGUCGGCGGCGGCAGCGAGCGCAUCCACAUCCCCGCCGUGCAAGAGUUCAUCAUGCGAGAUAUCCUCAAGAUGAAGGAUAGUAGGAUUGCAGACUUUGCGCAUUUGUUUGAUGCGCUGAAGGCAGGGUGUCCGCCGCAUGCGGGGUUUGCGCUGGGGUUUGAUCGGUUGGUUGCGCUGUUGACGGAUACGACUACUGUGAGGGAUGUUAUUGCGUUUCCGAAGACGAUGAAGGGUGAGGAUCCGUUUGUCAAGGCGCCGACGAGGGUUACGGCGGAGCAGCUUGCGCCGUAUGGGUUGCAGUUGAAGGGGAAGCAGUGA